UAUCACGUGUCAGGUAACCGGAAGUCGGAAAACAGUGGAAGGCGGAAAGCGUCUCUUUUAAAGUCUGAAUUUGUUUUGACGUUUGAUAUGAAUUGAGAUGCGAUUCACAUAGUCUUACACCGAUACGUGAAGUGGGUAUUGUGAAAAUGGAAGAAACAGCUGUGAGAUUAGUCAAACAAGAGCCUUAUGAUGAGGAUGAAGGCCUCUAUCCAUUCGUUUGUGGUAUAUGUGGCUAUAGAUUUAAUAGAAUUAAGGAGUACUGCAAGCACUUUGAUCUGCACAGUGACAUGGUAACUGCUGAAUUCUUCCAUUCUUGUACAAAUGGUGAUGAUGAAGAAGAGGACAAUGAAGAUACUGCUGUACUAGAAGACCAGUAUGAUCAUUCAGCCAAAUUUUAUUCAUGUGGGGUUUGUAAACAGCAGUUUGCCACCCUUUGUCUAAUGCAUGAUCACUUCUGUGAAAACUACAGCAGUGCAGAAUUAUACAUUGUUGACCCCGAGAAACGACAAGGACUUCCUAGACGAAGAAGAUGUGCAGGAUCGUUGUUCAGGGGAAGUGUUGCUUUGCCUGAGUUUGGUGAAGUAGUUAAAACUGAAGUGAUAGAAGAUGAUGGAGAUGAUGAUAUGGAGUGUGAAAACAUUAAUGAUGAAGACAUGGAAGAGAGUUUAGGCGAUGCUAGUGAAGGGGCGGACACACCAUCAAAAUCUCGGGACAGCAUUGGAGACAAAUCUGAAAGUAGUAUAGCUAUUCAAAAAAUCACAGUUAAUUACGGAGAUCAUUCAGAAACAUAUGAAAUUGGGUUGAAUGGGAAAAAAUCAGAAAAAAAAUCAAUUAGAACAGUGAAUGUGAAAAAGAAAAAUGCUGUUAUGAAUAAGGCAGCAACAGAAUCCGAAGCUGAUGAGGAUAUGUCAGAUGAGUUUGAUAAAGGGAUAGACUCAGAAUCGUCAAUUAAGAACAAAAUUAAAAUCUUUACAAAGAGAAAAGGAGAAUCAAGGGCAGUUGAGGAAAAUAUGUUUGAGUCUUAUGAGAAUGCAGAGAGUUUAAGGGGAAGGAGAAGAGAAAGUGUACCUGUACCUGCUAGCCAAAUUAAAGAUAUGAUUGCUCAGGCUCAAAUUGUUGGUGAAGAAGAAGGAUCAAACACAAAAUCUUCUUGCCCAGUCUGUCAAAAGACUGUAUUGAGGAGUUACCUUUAUCAACAUUUCAAAAAAACACACUCAGAUGAAGAAUUUCCUUGCCAUGUCUGUGGAAAGAUUUUCUCCAAUAAAGGAUAUCGUACAGAUCAUAUUAGGUUCUUUCAUGAGGGUAUAAAAAAGAUUCGCAAUGAUGGAGGACUAGGUUUUAAGGUUGGAAGACAUGUCAAAGCUGAAUCUCGGGCCAUUUUAGAAAAAGCUGUUCUUGUUGGUGAAGAAGACGGUAACAAUACGAAAGUAGAAUGUCCAGUGUGUAAAAAAGUACUACUAAGGCAUUAUUUAGUGAAACAUCACCAGAAGUUACAUUCUGAUAAAAAGUAUCCAUGUGACCAGUGUGAUAAAGUGUUCCCAUACAAUGGUUAUUUAGCCGAUCAUAAGAGAUAUGUUCAUCAAGGGAAGAAAAAGAAGUCACAGUUAACACGAUAUGCAAAGGAGGCUGACAUUAUAGCUCUCUGUGACUCAGCACAGCCUGUUGCCAGGAAGAGAGGGGAAAAACCAAAAGUUGUCUGCCCUAAAUGUGACAAGACAAUUCAACAGGAGUAUUUAGCAAAACAUUUACGAGCUGCCCACUCUGAUGAACAAUAUCCAUGUGACAUUUGUAAAAAGACUUAUUCAUGUAAAAGGUUUUUAUAUGAGCAUCAGAAGUAUGUACAUAUGGAAAAGGACACAGAGUGUGAAAUCUGCCAAAAACUUUUCAAAGGAUUUGCUGCCAAAGAGAAGCACAAAAGGUUGAUACAUACAGACAAUAAACCGUUCCAGUGCGAAAAAUGUGGGAGCGCAUUUAGGACAAGUUUUGAAUGUAAACGGCAUAUGUCACAACAUGAAGAUAUUAAUCUUUUCCCGUACCAAUGUCCGAAAUGUGAGAGACGUUUUAAAUCUCAGAAGUCAAUGUUGAGUCACGAGAGAUCGGUACACAGGAGAGUGGGACGACUUCAGUGUAAAUGGCCAGGAUGUAAUAGAAUCCUCAAUGAUAAAGCUACGUUCAGGAAACAUUAUUGUAUUCAUACAGGAGAAAAACCAAACAAGUGUCCUGUAUGUGAUAAAGGUUUUAUUCAACGUGUCGCACUUAAAUAUCACCUCAAAACAAAACACAACAGUGAGGAGAAGAUGCCACCUGGAAGAUCACCUGCUUGCGGUGACAAUAGGGUAAAACAUCCAGAUAUACAAUUGUUCCGAGAGGCCCAGCCUGUGCCACUAGAUCCGGAUGAGUAUGUAGAGGAGUACACAGAAGUUCCGAUGGAGAGUCUAGUUCAGGGUACCGAAGUUCAACAGGUUAACCUCUCUGAUGCUUCCAUCGUGUCAGAUUUGAUUGAGAUUGCCCAGUCAAGUGAGGGCGGAACAGUACCGGCGGCAUUACAGCACGUGUUUGAUGGAGUUGAUGGAGAGAAUAGAACUAUUGUUAUAUACUAUCAAUGAUUACUAGUUAGCCUUUAUAAUGAAUUUUUCAAUGUUAUGCAUUGGAAGAUAAUAUUUGUAUCAAAACUGUUAUUGCUUGUUGGUUUAUUAUGAGUUUUUCUAGCAUUUUUUUUUUUUUUUUUUUUUUUGUCAAUAGUUCAUUUCUUCUGUACUGUUUUAUAGUGUAAGAUUUGUCAGCAAUCAAAAAGAUACCUGGGAGAUGAUUUGUAUGGUAUUAUUAUGACACAAAAAAGAUUUAUAGAUAGAGUUUCAAAGGUACACACGUCCUUUUCACGCCAGUUUAUUUUACUUGACUUUGUUAUGGAAAGAUAAAAGAAAUGAAUGUAAUAAUAAUGAUUUUACUAUUUGUUUGUACAUCUAACUUGAAUCUUUUCUGACUACACGUAAUAUAUAUUAAUCAUAACUUUACCGAACUAGAAAAAAAAAUGUUGUUAUUCAUUAAAAUACUCUAUAUUUAUUUAAAUCUCUGAGUAUACAGGUUAUGAUUUAUAAACAAGUGAAACUUUACUAGUUUCUGGGGCAUAAUGUGUCUUUAAAUUUUUAAUCAAAUGGUGUUUAUAUUCAUACAAAACUGAGAAGCAUUAUUAAACCUACUGUGCAAAUGACAUUAAUUUUCUUUUAAAGUCAAAGAUUUGGAAUUACAACUGCCAUUUACCUUGUCAUUUUACAUGUGGCAUUAAGUGUUUGCAUUUUAGCUAAGUUUUUGUUAAACUUUGUGACAUAAUUUAUUUCAUAAAUAAAGACUGAAUGUUAAAAUGAAAUAUUUGUAAAUCAUCUGAACAUAUACAUUUGUAUUUAUUAAAAUGCUAUGCCGAUUGUAACUGUUUUUAUGUUAUAUAUAGAAACCCAGUUGAUAUUUGAUGAUUCUGUGGAAAAUAUAGGUUAUUUGUAAAUAUUUGUUACUGCAAUACGUGUUACUGUUGUUUAUAGGAAGAAAUUUGAGGCAAAUAACAUGUUAUUUUUAUCAAAUUUUGUUGAAACGAACAUCUAUUUAAAUACACAGUCAAUUUUCUAGCUUAUAGAUUGCCAGUGUUUGUAUCAGAAAUGGUGUUUUGUAAACACUAUAUUGACGUCAAUGUACUGUAAUUUCAAAAAAGUACCUUAGUGCAAUAACAGGUUAAGUACUUCUAAAUUUAAUAGGAGUUAACCAGUUAUUGAACUAAGGUGAUGAUUUGUACAUGUAAAGAAGUUUUAUUGCAGCAGGUUUACAGAUGUAUUCAUGAUCUUCUUUUCAUUGUUUUAAGAUAAUAAUAUUGCAACCUAAUAAAUGUUAUUUAUAUGGUA
Ruditapes philippinarum (Manila clam) is the source of this 3890-nucleotide messenger RNA. Its product is annotated as zinc finger protein 528-like. Gene Ontology annotation, biological process: regulation of transcription by RNA polymerase II. The record is from RefSeq and is a predicted model, not a curated record. NCBI's taxonomy places the organism in Eukaryota, Metazoa, Mollusca, Bivalvia, Venerida, Veneridae. Bases 147 to 2606 code for a protein of 819 amino acids. The transcript has 11 exons. Gene Ontology annotation, cellular component: nucleus. Gene Ontology annotation, molecular function: RNA polymerase II transcription regulatory region sequence-specific DNA binding; DNA-binding transcription factor activity, RNA polymerase II-specific.